AUGGAGGAAACCGGCGGCGCCGGCUACCAAAAACCACCUCGCAGCGGCGGAAGACGCGGCGGCGGCGGCACGGAGACCGGCAAAUCCGACGUCGGCACGCGGUACCGCGGCGUUCGACGGCGACCGUGGGGGCGUUAUGCGGCGGAGAUUCGUGACCCGCUGUCAAAAGAGCGCCGGUGGCUCGGCACCUUCGACACCGCCGAGCAGGCCGCCUGCGCCUACGACAUCGCCGCCCGCGCCAUGCGCGGCAUCAAGGCUCGCACCAACUUCCAUUACCCUCCCCCUCCUCCUCUUCCUCCCCCGGCCGUGCCACCGCCGGACCGCUGGCCGAAUAGUAGUUACAACACACUCCUCCUCCGCAACCUCAUCAACUCCUCUCCUUUACGCCCGCAUUGUUAUAAUUCUCCUCCUCCUCCUCCUCCUCCUCCAAUAUUAUGCCAUGGCAUUCCUUGCGUAAAUGCUUCGUCUUCUUCGGACUUGUCAUGCCUCAUGCCGCUGCAACACGAUCAGAAGAAGCCUACCUUCACCCCCUGUUCUUCUUCAUCAUCACCAGCACCACCACCGCCACCUGUUGCUCCUAAGCGUUGCCUGGCUGAUCAGACCGAGGAGUUAGACGAGGAGGAGGACGACGAGUUUUAUUUUAACUUGCAGACGGAGCCACCGGAGUCAGGACUGCUACAAGAGAUCGUCAACGGCUUCUACCGAAAUCGGACCGUGGAUUCAGACAGCAGCAGCAGCAACCCUAAACCCUACGACUACGAUCAUCCCGAAGCUAACGACGACGGCGCGCCGGCGAUCCCACAAGGUCUGUUGGAGGACGUCGUUCAGUUCCCGGACUUGUUCGCGAUGCAUGCCAUCGAUCGUAGCAUGUAG
Zingiber officinale is the source of this 873-nucleotide messenger RNA. Its product is annotated as ethylene-responsive transcription factor 3-like. NCBI's taxonomy places the organism in Eukaryota, Viridiplantae, Streptophyta, Magnoliopsida, Zingiberales, Zingiberaceae. Gene Ontology annotation, molecular function: DNA-binding transcription factor activity; DNA binding. The record is from RefSeq and is a predicted model, not a curated record. The coding region runs from base 1 to 873 and encodes 290 amino acids. Gene Ontology annotation, biological process: regulation of DNA-templated transcription. The transcript has 2 exons.